Molecule: messenger RNA, 1435 nt
Organism: Drosophila simulans
Lineage: Eukaryota; Metazoa; Arthropoda; Insecta; Diptera; Drosophilidae
Product: protein cutoff
Exons: 5
Coding region: 156-1256 (366 amino acids)
Biological process (GO): NAD-cap decapping; nuclear-transcribed mRNA catabolic process
Cellular component (GO): nucleus; cytosol
Source: RefSeq, a predicted model, not a curated record
GCACUGCGAACUCCCCCUGAUCCUGCAGCUCAUUUACUUCCUUCUUGAGUGCAAUCCAAGCAUUAGUGAUUUCGGUAUGGUUAGCACUCUCAAGCGUCUUCAGGCAAUGCCAAAGAUUACUGUUUAAGGCUCACUCCUGGGUGGAUAAGCCCAAGAUGGUAUUUCCAACUAUUACCAAGCCCGUUUCGAUUGGCUGUUUCGUCUGGUCGCCAAACGGGCAAUUUAAACCGAAUUCUCAAAAAGUGCCCUGUCUAGUGGUACCGCCAACCAUCAAAUUUCCCAUUUCUCUACGGUACGAAGAUUCAACGCCGAAGCUGGAAAAGAAGCCCAAAAUUUUUCUGGACAAUAUGCUCCAGUUUAUAGAAUCUUCGUCGCACAUGUACGUUAUGGCAGGAAACAACCGGCAGGCACGGCUAAAUGCCAAUAUAGUGUGCACCAGCGAAGUUCUGGAGCUGAUGAUGUGUGCUCCCUACGAAAAGAAGACUGGAUGGUCUCUGGGUGUUACCCGGUAUCGCAACACAAUGUACAUCUGCCGCAUUGAUGUCGAACGACCCGACCCCUUUACUGAAGACAAUCUGAAGAGGGUCAUGCACGAAUUAUGGCUUAGGAAGCUUCGAACCCAUUGUGUAUUUGAGAACGGCAUUGAGAUGCACCAUCAAUCUUCUGAAGAACAUUUACGCUUUCAUGGUGUCUUUUCCUUUAAUUUGAAUGGUGUCCGAGUGAUAUUUGAUUCGCCAGUACUAGCCGAGAAUCCAAGCACAACAUUGAAUGGGUCUGCUCCAAGCUGGGUGGACCUGCAGAUACGCCCUAUGUGCAUGAGUCGACUGGAUUGGUCAGUGCACAAUCGCACAGAGGCCCUUAAGUGGUGGGUCAAGUGUUUUCUGCUGGGAAUCGACAGCCUCUAUAUAGCCCACCGCGAUGAAAACGCCCAUGUGCACAACAUCGAAAAGACUUUGGUGGGGGAUUUAUGGAAGUCUUGCGAAAAAGAUUGGUCGACCACAGUGUGCGCCAACUUCAUGGUUCACCUACUCACUUGUAUUUCCCAAGUUAUGGCGCCGAUCGACUGUCCCAGCACCGUAUACCUAUUUCAGUUCGACGCGCGCCAAGGAACAGUAUCAUACGAGAGCUUACGCGGGCGCAGUCAGUACACGUUCGUUUCGGACUGGUUCCGGAUGAUGCUGGACGAUCAUACGACCGAUAUGUGGAUGACACCGAAUUUGGAAACCAUGUCUUCCACAGUUUACCAAAAACAAUGAGCAAUUACAAAGAUAUGUGAAUACCUUAAUAACAGAACGACAAAAGUGGUUAACUAAUUAAAUGAAGAUUUAAGUUUAUUGCGACAUAAUCAUCAAAUUGUGUUCGUACGCGUUUCAUCACUAUCAAAUAAUUUAAUACAUUUUUUCGCUCAAGUAUUGUGGAGAAUGCAUUCGAUUUU